Passer montanus (Eurasian tree sparrow) is the source of this 1660-nucleotide messenger RNA. RefSeq lists its product as uncharacterized. The transcript is spliced from 2 exons. The coding region runs from base 56 to 1162 and encodes 368 amino acids. The record is from RefSeq and is a predicted model, not a curated record. NCBI's taxonomy places the organism in Eukaryota, Metazoa, Chordata, Aves, Passeriformes, Passeridae. Gene Ontology annotation, biological process: virion assembly. Gene Ontology annotation, molecular function: nucleic acid binding; zinc ion binding.
UUAUGCAAAGGUGUGGGUGGAAAGACCAGAAGUGUUUCUUUUUAAACUCUCCGAAAUGCCAAAAGGGAACAAGAGUAAGAAAAAGGGAAGUAGACCAGAAGAAACCCUAGUGCCUCCCCCACCCUAUGUACCCCCACCCCAGGCACAGGAAGCGGCAGCCUCUCCGAAUGCACCGACAGGGACAGACUCAGAUUCGGAUGGACCUGAGUAUACAGGACCAGCGACCCGAAGUCGAACCAAAAAGGGUUUAUACCCCUUAAGGGAAAUGCCUAUGGGGGGACCACAGGCAGGCAUAGGGUUUGUGUCGGUGCCCCUGAGCUCGGGAGAUGUCAGGGAUUUUAAGAAAGAAAUGAGACACCUUUUGGAAGAUCCGCUUGGGGUAGCUGAACGGGUAGACCAAUUUUUAGGGCCCAACAUGUAUACCUGGGAGGAACUACAAUCUAUACUGAACAUUUUAUUCACGGCAGAGGAGAAAAAUAUGAUUAGAAGGGAAGGGAUGCGCAUUUGGGAUAUGCAACAUGCGCAGGGGCCGGCAGCAAACAUAAAAUGGCCAUUACAAAACCCCAAUUGGGACCAUCAGAAUCCGGCCCAUAGAGUCCACAUGCGGAAUCUCAGAACGAUAAUCGUGCAAGGAAUCAGGGAAUCUGUUCCGAGAGGGCAGAAUAUUAAUAAAGCCUUUAAUGAAAGACAAAAGAAGGACGAGACCCCCACUGAAUGGCUGGAGAGACUGAGAAAGAACUUUCAGUUAUACUCAGGAAUGGAUCCAGAUGGGCAGAUGGGGCAGGCAGUACUAAAAGUACAUUUUGUUUCCAAAUCCUGGGAGGACAUCAGAAAGAAAAUACAGAAGUUGGAAGAUUGGCAAGAUAGAGGAUUAGAUGAGUUGUUAAGGGAAGCUCAGAAAGUAUACGUGAGGAGGGAAGAAGAGAGAGAUAGGAGGCAGGCUCGAAUAAUGGUGGCAGCAGUGCGCGAAAGCCAGGGGUUAGAUAGGAGAUUCGAGCAGAGCAGAAGGGAACCGAGACGGAACGAACCAUCCCCAGGGGGGUGGAAAGGUCCAAGGGAAAAGCAGGAGUUAAAGGUGUGCUUUUACUGCGGAAAGAGAGGACAUUUUAAGAGGGAGUGCCGGAUGCGGAUCCGAGAUGAGAAGGAGUUCAAGGAGGAUUAGGGGGGUCAGGGGCUCUACCUCUUGGGGACCCAGAAACAUCAAAGGGAGCCCUUGAUAAAAUUGAAGGUGGGUCCCCAGGGCCAGGAAGUUAUCUUCCUGGUCGACACUGGAGCUGAGAGGUCUACGCUCCAGUCGUUACCUAAAGGGUGUAAAUUAUCAAAAGAAACUGCCACGGUAGUGGGAGCAAAAGGGGAACCUUUUGAAGUUAAGAUAAUAAAGGAAGUACCGGUGGAAUCAGAUUCCAAAAUGGGUAUUGGAAACUUUUUAUUAGUACCAGAAUCAGACUAUAACCUAUUAGGUAGAGACAUGAUUGUAGAAUUAGGCAUUCAAAUCGAAGUGGUAGAACAGGAGAUUCGGAUCAAGUUGUGCCCCUUAAGAUUAGAGGAUGAGGAGAAGAUUAACCCUGAAGUAUGGUAUAGUCCUGACAGUGCCGGAAGACUGGAAAUUACUCCCUUUAAAGUAACAAUCAGAAACCCGGAGAUUCCAGUAAGAAUAAAA